CGCGGCGCUAGCGAGGAGCAACCAGUUGCGCCGAUCAGCAAUCAGCGACGGGUCAGUUCGUGGUUUGCGGUGUGUCCGAGCUUGUGGAUUACGUGAAACGCGUGGCAACCAGAGGCCACUUCUCUUCAGUUUCUUACUGCCCACAGGAGACGGAAAAAAUCGGACACAGGGAACCAAAUCAGGAUAUUUACUUGUGAACGUGGAUGCCAUCACCGACGGCUGCCAUGGACGACGUGAUGGCGAACCUGGAUCUGGAGACGAUCCCAGACGAGGUGAUGGAGUACGCCAGGGAGAAGAUCGGGGAGACUGAUGAAAACAAAACACUCAUGAUAUCAGAACUCAGGGAAAUGAUAUACGAAAGGGGCGAUGUUACAGCUCACAGAAUGGACGAUGCAUUUCUACUCAGAUUUUUACGGGCAAGAAAUUUCAAACUGGAAGCAGCAUACCGAUUAUUUGUAAAUUAUUUCAAUUUCCGAGAAAAAAAUUCAGACUUCUACGCUAAUGUGAAUCCUUUAAAUCUCUCAUUCAUUGGGGACGCCGAUGUGCUUUCAGUUCUACCUUACCGAGAGCAAACAGGCAGAAGAAUUAUGAUCUAUAGGAUGGGUAAAUGGAACACAAAGGAAUACGAUAUAGAUGAAAUUCUGAAGGCAUCAUUAGCUAUCUUAGAAUUAGGUGUUCUCGAGCCAAGAGCCCAGAUCUUGGGUGGCGUUGUUAUAUUCGACUUAGCAAAUCUAACUCUUCAACAGGCGUGGCAAAUCACACCCAAUGUUGCUAGUAAAGUUAUUGAAUUGAUGGUGACUAGUUUCCCGAUCAAAACGUUUGCGAUCCACAUCAUCAACGAGUCGUGGGUGUUCGACGUGGUGUUCUCGGUGUUCAAGCCUCUCCUGGGGCGAAGGUAUCAGGAGAUGGUAAGCGGCAAGUUAUUCUUCCACGGCACGGAUAUGAAGUCCUUACACAAACACAUCAAUCCUAAAUACCUGCCCGAGGUCUAUGGUGGCAUUCGACCAGAAUAUUCCUACAAAGACUGGUUCCGAAAUCUCAGUAGAGAUCCCGCAAUCGUUAAGGAAAUGAGUAGUCUAGGGUACACAGACCUUGAUACCAACGAAGAAAUAGAAAAAGACAUCAAAUUACGUGAAGAAGCAGUAACAGCGUAAAGUUGUGACUCCUUCAUAAAGCGCGUAGCUGCAACUUUUCCUCAGACUCGCCGCAACUUUAUCAUCUUCACGUUACGUUAUUUUUGUGAAUUCUAACUUAAUUUUGGAGGAAUCCGAAGUUCACGAAGUUACAAAUCCUAUUUUACGAUAAAAAAUUGUUCCUUGAUCGAUAUUUGGUUUACUCGAGAAGUCUAUAAAAUGGUCGUAUAGCUUUGCAUUUCCUAAAA
This is a messenger RNA of Bemisia tabaci, 1381 nucleotides long. RefSeq names its product alpha-tocopherol transfer protein. The record is from RefSeq and is a predicted model, not a curated record. Gene Ontology annotation, molecular function: phosphatidylinositol bisphosphate binding. Gene Ontology annotation, cellular component: membrane. NCBI's taxonomy places the organism in Eukaryota, Metazoa, Arthropoda, Insecta, Hemiptera, Aleyrodidae.